Molecule: messenger RNA, 1176 nt
Organism: Symbiodinium pilosum
Lineage: Eukaryota; Dinophyceae; Suessiales; Symbiodiniaceae
Source: the annotation of a GenBank genome assembly
AUGGCUUCCAAGUUUGAUGGCGCGGAUUGUUCCUGGCCUUCGGACGAGGAGCUUCAGCAGGUACAGGAGAUCAGAAAGAUCUGCGCAGCUGAGAUCGCUGCCAUGCCUGAGCAGCCAAGGGAUGUUGUGGGUGACAUCCGGGUGUGCCGGUACCUGCGCUUCUAUGGCGGCAAGGUCAACGAGGCCGCCAAGGGGCUGUCCGAGUUCCUGAAAUGGUGGGUGCAGGAGGACAUCCCCGCUCUGCGCAAGGGAAUCAUCGACUUGGAGCCGGAUGACUUCCAUGCUUGGCUGGACAGUGUGAGGUCACCAUAUUCUCCAGUCAUGGUGCCGGGCUUCGCGGAGACCGAGGAAGGCCACACGGUCAUCUUCGUAUCUCCGGGGUACUUCAAGGCACAGGAGUUUGUGAGCCAACGGCCGGCAUGCCACACGAUGGAUAAUGAUCUGAUGUUGGUGCGGGCCGGCAUGGAGUGGAUGAUGAAGCGAGUGGAUGACAGAUCCUACGAGAAGAAGAAAGUGCUGUAUUCCAUCAAGGUGAUUGAUGCGACGCAUUUGGGAAGGGAGACGCUUCCAAUUCGCGUGUAUGAAAUCCGUAAGUUCGCCCAAGACAAUGGCAAGCAGUUGAUGAGCAUGUAUUGUGAUCAUGAUAUUCUCCUGCUGGUGGUGAACGCGCCUUGGAUCAUCCGCUUUGUUGUCAUGUUCGCAACGACCCUCAUGACGAAGAGGCAAUCUUCGCGAAUCAAGGUUCUUGGCAGCGCGUCUGAGGUGGAUGUACAGGCACAGCUGGGCAUGGUAGGGCCGAAGAGCAUGUUCCCGCCAUCCCUUGGAGGCACCCGGAAGCCGGAGGAAAUCCCUUUUUACCUCCCGCUGGCCCAAGAGAACCAGUCCAGGAUUACGGAGUGGAUGGCUCGAAAGGAGGCAGGUAUCACCAGAAAGGGUGCUACGAAACCGCCCUCGCCUAGCGCCAAGCCUGAGAAGACGACCAAGGAGGUUGCAGCUGCAGAAGCUACGACGCCCAUUGCCAAUGUGGAGCAGGAGGAGGAAGCCGCGACAAAGGUCUCGGCUGAGGUCGCAUCUCAGGCGGCAGUGGUCAAGCAAGAGAAGGAGGAGGAGAAGCCCGUGCUCUUGGAGGAGGCCCCGGCACCCAGCGGAGGCUGGCUAUGCUGCGCGGCGCCAUAG